GAGUUUUGCGCCUUUGAAAUGUUCAAAUUGCGUAGCACCUAAGAGAGUCAACACGUUGAAGUGUGGGGAGCGGAGUUUCUCCUUUUGUAGAGUUACUGCUGACACGCAGCUUCAUUAUUCUCCUUUUCUUUCUUCAUUUCGUUGCAAUAUGAGUUCUCUACUAGAACCAUUCGAAGUACCUCCCCUGACUGAUGAUCAGAAGCAUUCAUUAAAUGAACGCCUGCAGUCUGUCACUUGGCCCCAAGAAUUGGACAAGUCACAAAACGUAGGAUGGUCUUAUGGAGCACCUUCUUGGGCAGUGAAACGAGUAGUAGACCACUGGCUUAACAAGUUUGACUGGGAACGAGAACGUGCUCAGCUGAACUCUUUCCAUCACUACAAAAUGAAUGUCAAUGGCUUGAAAAUGCAUCUUAUACACGAACCAUCUAUCCAGCCUCAAGCAAAACCCUUAGUACUUAUACACGGAUGGCCAGGAUCUUUUUGCGAGUUCAGGAAGGUUAUUGCCCCGCUCCGCGAUGGUGCUGAUGGAAAGCAGGCAUUCCAUGUGGUAGUUGUCUCGUUGCCAGGAUUCGGGUUCUCUGACCCUCCUACGCAGAAAGGCUACGGCCUAGCUGAGACGGCAAAGACCAUCAAUCAAAUCAUGGUCAACCUCGGAUACAAUGAAUACAUUGCUCAAGGUGGAGAUUGGGGCAGUCUGAUUGGCCGAUUUCUAGCUAUCUACCAUACCAAGAACUGCAAAGGCUACCAUACGAAUAUGCCAAUUCCAAUGCCGCCUUUGCCAACACCGACCAAUCCAAAGGUUUUGAUGGGAACGGGCUUUGCGAACGCCACUUGGGACUCGGACGCAGGCUAUCGCGCCAUACAAGCGACACGCCCUUAUACCUUGAGUUUCGGUCUUACUGACAGUCCUGUUGGCUUGAUGGCUUGGAUACUAGAAAAGUUUCAUGUCUGGACGUACCAUGAGGGUUCUUCGGACGACGCCGACUUACCCUCCACUAUCUCCUAUGAUGAGUUCCUCACUAAUGUUAUGGUAUACUGGACAACAAACACUAUUUCCUCUUCUACUCGCAUCUAUUAUGAAUAUUUCAACCUGGGUGAAGGCAAGAUUAAUAUUCAGAAGGUUGGAAUCCCCACAGCAGCAGCAGUUUUUCAAAACGAAAUUAUCAAAGCCCCGGAGGACUGGCUUAAACCCGGUUACGACCUCCAGCAGUACACAAGCUACUCAGUGGGAGGGCAUUUUGCUGCGAUGGAGCAAUCUGGGCUGUUGGUUGACGAUAUCCAACGUUUCGGCGCAAAACUCAAGUUGAAAUCCAAGUUGUAGGUCACAUCAGUUGUAUGGCAUUUCGUAUACCUUUAUUAUCAAUCGGGUAGCAAUGGCAUACAAAAAUAUAUUUAAACAAUUACUUUACAUGCAAAAUC
Messenger RNA from Umbelopsis ramanniana AG, 1419 nucleotides. RefSeq lists its product as uncharacterized. The transcript has 6 exons. The coding region runs from base 149 to 1321 and encodes 390 amino acids. The record is from RefSeq and is a predicted model, not a curated record. Gene Ontology annotation, biological process: epoxide metabolic process. Gene Ontology annotation, molecular function: epoxide hydrolase activity. NCBI's taxonomy places the organism in Eukaryota, Fungi, Mucoromycota, Umbelopsidomycetes, Umbelopsidales, Umbelopsidaceae.